Messenger RNA from Heterobasidion irregulare TC 32-1, 3312 nucleotides. RefSeq lists its product as uncharacterized. The coding region runs from base 1 to 3171 and encodes 1056 amino acids. The transcript has 20 exons. Gene Ontology annotation, biological process: NADPH regeneration; proton transmembrane transport. Gene Ontology annotation, cellular component: mitochondrial inner membrane. Gene Ontology annotation, molecular function: NAD binding; NADP binding. The record is from RefSeq and is a predicted model, not a curated record. Lineage: Eukaryota; Fungi; Basidiomycota; Agaricomycetes; Russulales; Bondarzewiaceae.
AUGGCACUCUCGCCGCAAAGCAUUGUCUGCCGUGCAUGGGAGUCGCCUUACUAUCCCUUCGCAGUAAAGAACUCCUUUCGCAGACAUCUUCAACGGAUAUUGGUUGCUAUAGGAAUUCAUUACUCUUCUCUUACCAUCGGCGUCCCAAGGGAGAUCUAUCCUCAAGAGCGACGUGUUUCACUGACGCCUCAGAAUGUUGCCUUACUGCUGAAGAAAGGCUUCGACAAAGUGCUGAUCGAACACGAUGCCGGCGUGCUCGCACAAUUUCGGAACGACGAUUACAAGACAGCUGGUGCAACUCUUGUGUCUCGAGAAGACGUGUUUCACGCGUCCGAUAUUAUGUUGAAGGUCCGACCACCACUACUGGGCCAAGAGGCGGAAUAUGUUAAAGAGGGCAGCACUCUCAUCUCUUUCUUAUACCCCAGGCAAAACAAGGAGAUCGUGGAUACGCUAGCUAAGAGAAACGUUAAUGCAUUGGCCAUGGACAUGAUACCCAGGAUAUCGCGCGCGCAAACUUUUGACGCUCUUAGCUCAAUGGCAAACAUCGCAGGUUAUAAAGCAGUACUAGAAGCAUCAAAUCAUUUCGGACGGUACAUGACUGGUCAAGUCACCGCUGCCGGGAAGAUUCCUCCUUGCAAAGUGCUUGUUAUUGGUGCUGGCGUCGCUGGCCUCAGCGCCAUUGCAACGGCUAGACGCUUGGGUGCCAUCGUUCGCGGUUUCGACACUCGAUCCGCUGCUCGUGAACAAGUCCAGUCUCUCGGUGCGGAAUUCAUCGAAGUGUCCAUUCAAGAAGAGGGCGGUGGAGGCGGUGGAUAUGCUAAGGAGAUGUCUAAGGAAUUUAUCGAAGCCGAGAUGGCGUUGUUCAUGGAACAAUGCAAAGAUGUCGACAUCGUGAUUACUACGGCACUUAUUCCAGGAAAGCCUGCGCCCAAAUUGAUUACUAACGAGAUGGUUGCAGCUAUGAAACAAGGAUCUGUGAUUGUUGACCUCGCAGCCGAAUCUGGUGGGAACUGCGAAGCAACCAAACCUGGAGAGUUACAUGUACACCGGGGAGUGACCAUCAUUGGUUACACUGAUCUUCCGUCUCGACUGCCAACCCAGUCUUCGACGUUGUACUCAAAUAACAUCACCAAGUUCUUGCUCUCGAUGACCCCCACGAAUAUCCCGGAUAAAUUCUUCUUGGAUCUCGAAGAUGAAGUCAUCCGUGGUGCGAUGGUUGUGCAUCAUGGCAGUCUUUUGCAACCCGUACCCCGCGCCCCAGCUGUGGCCUCUGUACCACCAGCAACUCCCUCGAAAGCUGACGAGAAGAAGGCAGAGAUCUUGGCGAUCACACCGUGGCAAAAAGCGACACGCGAAGUCGCAACUGUCACUGCUGGUAUGGGAGGCGUGGUUGCGCUUGGCAAGUUGACAGGACCAUUGUUCAUGUCGAACUUCUUCACUUUCGGACUCGCUGGUCUCAUCGGGUAUAGGGUAGUUUGGGGUGUAGCGCCCGCGCUUCACUCGCCGUUGAUGUCCGUCACUAAUGCGAUCUCAGGUAUGGUUGGUAUAGGCGGCCUGUUCGUGAUGGGUGGAGGCUAUUUCCCAGGAACGAUCCCUCAAGCUCUUGGUGCUCUUUCUGUGUUGCUGGCAAGCGUCAAUGUUUCUGGAGGCUUCGUCAUCACUAAGCGCAUGCUGGACAUGUUCAAAAGACGAGGAGAUCCGCCGGAGUAUUCAUGGCUGUAUGGUAUUCCGGCAGUAGUUUUCACUGGAGGCUUCCUCGCUGCCGCCAGCACGGGGAUGGCGGGACUAGUUCAAGCUGGCUAUCUGACGAGCAGUCUUCUAUGUAUAGGUUCUCUUUCUGCACUCGCUUCUCAGACUACAGCCCGUCAGGGUAACCUUAUCGGUAUACUGGGUGUAGGGUCGGGAAUAUUAGCGUCGCUCGCAGCUGUCGGUUUUCCUCCCGAAGUCCUUGCACAGUUUGUUGCAGUGGCGGCGAUGGGUGGCACUGUAGGCACAAUCAUCGGACGGAGGAUCACCGCGACAGAGCUGCCUCAGAUGGUCGCGGCGUUACAUUCAGUCGUCGGUCUUGCUGCUGUGCUUACGAGUGUCGCGAGUGUACUGCAGGGAGUAGACCACGUCUCAACGUUACAUCUUGUUACCGCUUACCUUGGUGUUCUGAUCGGUGGUGUCACGUUCACUGGUUCCAUUGUAGCUUUCAUGAAGCUCGCGGGCAAGAUGUCUUCGAAACCGUUGAGGCUUCCUGGACAGCAUCUCAUUAAUGGAUCUCUUCUCGGUGCAAAUGCCGUGACGAUGGGGGCAUUUUUAUCUAUGGCGCCCACUGUUCCUGCCGUUGCUGCUAUUUACCUCGGCAUCAACACGAUCCUUAGUUUCAUUAAGGGAUAUACUUUGACUGCCGCCGUUGGCGGAGCAGAUAUGCCGGUUGUCAUCACUGUUUUGAACGCCUACUCUGGUUUUGCGCUUGUGGCAGAAGGUUUCAUGCUUGACAAUCCUCUGUUAACAACCGUUGGCUCUCUUAUCGGUGUUAGCGGAUCUAUACUGUCCUAUAUCAUGUGUGUUGCCAUGAACCGUUCAUUGACCAAUGUUCUUUUCGGAGGAGCCGGUGCACAAGCUGUCGCACCGUCUGACUAUAAGAUUGAAGGUCAGAUCACUCAGACGAACUCUGACGAGGUCGUGGACGCAUUGGCAAACGCGGAUAGCGUUAUUUUGGUUGUUGGAUAUGGCAUGGCGGUGGCAAAAGCUCAAUAUGCCAUUUCUGAAAUAACCACCCUGCUUCGAGCAAGAGGCAUCAAUGUUCGGUUUGCUAUCCAUCCAGUCGCAGGCCGUAUGCCUGGCCAGUGCAACGUCCUCCUUGCGGAAGCAUCCGUUCCCUAUGAUAUUGUACUCGAGAUGGACGAAAUUAACGAUGAUUUCGGCGAGACUGACGUUACCCUUGUAAUCGGGGCAAACGACACCGUCAAUCCAAUUGCAUUAGAACCUGGUAGCUCCAUUGCUGGCAUGCCUGUUUUGCACGCAUGGAAGAGUAAGCAGGUAGUUGUCAUGAAGAGAGGGAUGAGCAGUGGAUACGCGGAUGUGCCAAACCCGAUGUUCUACAUGCCGGGCACAAAGAUGCUCUUUGGUGAUGCGAAGGACUCGUGCGAGGCGUUGAAGCGAGGCUUGGAGGCCAGAGCCUGAUAACGUGAAUAGUUCUGGAGACUACGGAUCUGAAAAAGAAAGAUGUACAGCAGGUGUAUAUACACAGGAUAUGUCAAAUGAUGUACAACAACAUACUCAUGUACUGUGAACGAAUUCAAUAGGCUUGCAAGCUUGCGGUAC